UUUUUUUCACGUUGAGCAAAAUGGCAACGCCGGGCAGCGGCUCGUCCAGGCGUUUAGUUCAAUAUGUGAUCGUCCGGUCAGACCUGAUCCACAGUUUAUCGUGGCCUUUAGGAGCGGUUAUAACGCAAGCCUGUCACGCGGCCACUGCAGCCAUUCAUUUACACUACAAGGAUCCUGACACUCAGCAGUAUCUGGCGGAGCUGGACAGCAUGCAUAAAGUAGUGCUGCAGGCACCGGACGAGGUCUCUCUGUCCACUCUCUCCAGUACUCUAGAGGAAAAAGACAUCGCACAUAAACUGUGGAUGGAGCAGCCGGAGAACAUCCCCACAUGUUUGGCACUGAAACCGUACCCUAAAGAGACUGUGCAGCCCUAUCUGAAAAAAUUCAAGCUUUUCAAAUGACCUCUCAACAUAAAGACUCCUCACAGGAGCACGUGUCAAGAGGAAAGAACUUUACCAUCACGUCUUUGAUUUUCUACAUCAUGUGUUGUUAAUAUCUGCACAAUAGGAUGGUGAUUGAAAUGAAGACUGAACGUCUUUAUUCUGCAUAUUGGGAUGUACUUUUUGUUUAUGAUGGAAACAAACGUAAUAAAGUGUUCUGAUGACUUUGA
Danio aesculapii is the source of this 610-nucleotide messenger RNA. It is a transcript of the gene ptrhd1, whose product is annotated as peptidyl-tRNA hydrolase domain containing 1. The transcript has 2 exons. The coding region runs from base 21 to 401 and encodes 126 amino acids. Lineage: Eukaryota; Metazoa; Chordata; Actinopteri; Cypriniformes; Danionidae. Gene Ontology annotation, molecular function: peptidyl-tRNA hydrolase activity. The record is from RefSeq and is a predicted model, not a curated record.